Messenger RNA from Diversispora eburnea, 363 nucleotides. NCBI's taxonomy places the organism in Eukaryota, Fungi, Glomeromycota, Glomeromycetes, Diversisporales, Diversisporaceae. The record is from the annotation of a GenBank genome assembly.
AUGCCUCGUGAUAAUUCUACUAAACGUCCACGUAGGAUCGUUCAACAAAAACUCACGGAAAUUCUAAACACUUCAAAAAGAGACGAUUCUCAACCAUUUAAGAAGAAGCCUGAAGAAGAAGUAAUAGAAAGUGGAGCUCGGUCUAUAUUGACUUUUCAUGAAGAAGAUUUAACGCCAAUUGAUAAAAUGCUUCGUUCAUUUGAUUUGAAUUAUAAAUAUGGUCCAUGCGUUGGAGUUAAAAGAUUAGAUCGUUGGGAAAGAGCUUAUCGAUUAGGAAUGAAUCCACCAAUUGAUGUUAAAGUUGCUAUUAUAAAUAGUAAUGAUCAAUUGAUUAAUGAAAGUAUUUUUCAUGGUCGCCUAUAA